Messenger RNA from Choloepus didactylus (southern two-toed sloth), 2719 nucleotides. It is a transcript of the gene TCF3, whose product is annotated as transcription factor 3. The record is from RefSeq and is a predicted model, not a curated record. The coding region runs from base 95 to 2437 and encodes 780 amino acids. Gene Ontology annotation, molecular function: DNA-binding transcription factor activity, RNA polymerase II-specific; protein dimerization activity; RNA polymerase II cis-regulatory region sequence-specific DNA binding. Gene Ontology annotation, biological process: regulation of transcription by RNA polymerase II; immunoglobulin V(D)J recombination. The transcript has 19 exons. Lineage: Eukaryota; Metazoa; Chordata; Mammalia; Pilosa; Megalonychidae. Gene Ontology annotation, cellular component: transcription regulator complex.
GCAGGGCGCCCCGAGCUUCAAAGGGGCCCCGGCUGCGGGAGGGGUGGGGGGCAGGCUUCCCCGGGCCCACUCCCUCCUGAAAGAAGGCCCUUUGAUGUCCCCCACCCCCUUCUCCAGUUCGCGGAAAGUCGGUUUCAGACCCCCCGAGCCAGUUUCAAUCCCCGGCCAAGUCGGUUUCAAGUCCCCCGAAGCCCUUCUGACACCCACAAGUUCUUGCAGCUCCCCGAGCAAACCCCUUGCAGCGCCGCCCCCACGGGUGUCUCAGCCGCCCUUAACGUCGGUUUCCACCACCCCACAAAAAAGGCCGGUUUCGUACUCCUCCAAAAGGCUGUGUGUAGACCCCAAGUCUCCCCACCGCCCCUGGAGGAUGAACCAGCUGCCCAAGAUGGCGCCCGUGGGCUCUGACAAGGAACUCAGUGACCUCCUGGACUUCAGCAUGAUGUUUCCUCUGCCCGUCGCCAACGGGAAGGGCCGACCCACUGCGAUGGCCGGCGCCCAGUUCGGAGGCUCAGGUCUUGAGGAGCGGCCCGGCUCGGGCUCCUGGGGCACCGGCGAGCAGAACAGCUCCUCCUUCGACCCCAGCCGGAGCUACGGCGAAGGCGCCCACUUCAGCGAGUCUCCUGGCAACCUCUCUUCAUCCACAUUCCUGGGCCCUGGGCUUGGAGGCAAGGGCAGCGAGCGGGCCGCAUACUCCGCCUUCGGGAGAGAAGCGGGCGUCGGUGGCUUGAGUCAGGCUGGCUUCCUGCCGGGCGAGAUGGCCCUCGGCAGCCCCGGGCCGCUGUCCCCCUCGGGCGCCAAGGGCUCCCAGUACUACCCCUCCUACCCCAGCAACCCCCGGCGGAGACCCGCGGAUGGCGGCCUUGACACGCAGCCCAAGAAGGUCCGGAAGGUUCCGCCGGGUCUCCCGUCCUCGGUGUACCCGCCCAGCUCAGGGGAUGACUACGGCAGGGACACCACCUACCCAUCCGCCAAGACCCCCAGCAGCGCCUACCCCACCCCCUUCUACGUGGCAGACGGCAGCCUGCACCCCUCCGCUGAGCUGUGGAGCCCCCCAGGCCAGGCGGGCUUCGGGCCCAUGCUGGGUGGGGGCUCAUCCCCCCUGCCCCUCGCGCCGAGCGGCUCCGUGGGCAGCAGCAGCGGCACGUUCGGGGCCCUGCACCAGCACGAGCGCUUGGGCUACCAGCUGCACGGGCCUGACGUGAACGGCGGGCUGCCGGCCUUGUCCACCUUCUCCUCGGCUCCGGGAGCCACCUACGGCAACGUCUCUGGCCACACGCCCCCCGUCAGUGGAGCCGACAGCCUUCUGGGCCCCCGUGGGACCACAGCCGGCAGCUCUGGGGACGCCCUUGGGAAGGCUCUGGCCUCGAUCUACUCUCCGGAUCACUCCAGCAAUAACUUCUCGUCCAGCCCCUCGACCCCCGUGGGCUCCCCGCAGGGCCUGGCAGGGACAGCACAGUGGCCCCGGGCAGGAGCCCCCGGCGCCCUCUCGCCCGGCUACGACGGGGGUCUGCACGGCCUGAGUAAGCUGGAGGACCGGCUGGACGAGGCCAUCCACGUGCUGCGCAGCCACGCCGUGGGCCCCGCGGGCGACCCGCACGGGCUACUGCCCGGGCACUCGGUGCUGGCCUCGGGCUUCGGCGGGCCCGUGCUGCCGCUGGGUGGGCGGCCCUCCAGCCUGGUCGGAAGCGGCCACACGGAGGACGGCCUCGCGGGCAGUGCCGGUCUCCUGCACAACCACGUGGGCCUCCCCGGCCAGCCCAGCGCCCUCCCUGACCGCCCACGGCCGCCGGACGCCUACAGCGGGCUCGGGCGGGCGGGCGCCGCCUCGGGCACCGGCGAGAUCAAGCGGGAGGAGAAGGAAGACGAGGAGAACGUGGUGGCCGCCGACAACUCCGAGGAGGACAAGAAGGAGCCGCAGGCCUCGCGGACCCGGACCAGGUGCCAGCCCCCCUCGGCCCCACCCGCCCCCACGCACGCCGCGCACACACACGCACACGCCCGCGGAGCCCGCCGCGGGCCCUGCCUCACGGUCUCCCUCUGGCCCCCGGCCCCCCGUAGCGCAGACGAGGAUGAGGACGGCCUUCUCCCCCCAGAGCAGAAGGCCGAGCGGGAGAAGGAGCGCCGGGUGGCCAAUAACGCCCGGGAGCGGCUGCGGGUCCGCGACAUCAAUGAGGCUUUUAAGGAGCUGGGGCGCAUGUGCCAGCUGCACCUGCACAGCGAGAAGCCCCAGACCAAACUGCUGAUCCUGCACCAGGCCGUGGCGGUCAUCCUCAACCUGGAGCAGCAAGUGCGAGAGCGCAACCUGAACCCCAAAGCAGCCUGCCUGAAACGCCGGGAGGAGGAGAAGGUGUCGGGUGUGGUCGGAGACCCCCAGAUGGCACUCGCGGCCACCCACCCAGGCCUGGGUGACGCCCACAACCCCACCGGGCACCUGUGACAGGUCCUACCCCCGCCGAGGACGCGCCCUGUGGAUCGUGACCCACGUUACAGGCCUGGGCCGAAGGAGCAUCUCGCGUUCUGUUUAUUUUUUUUAAGCCAACAAGAAAACACACGCUUUGUCUGAGAAGGAAAAAAAAUGCCUUAAGUAUGAAAAGUGGACGACUCGGAACGAGUGACUCGAGGGAUGCUGUGCGGCCGUGGGUGUUCCGCGGAAGCCACCAGCAAAUUGUGCCUACGCUCAAUAUUUUUUUUAAGGAAAAUAAAAACAUUAGUUACGAGA